Messenger RNA from Botrytis deweyae, 804 nucleotides. RefSeq lists its product as uncharacterized. Bases 1 to 804 code for a protein of 267 amino acids. The record is from RefSeq and is a predicted model, not a curated record. The transcript has 2 exons. Lineage: Eukaryota; Fungi; Ascomycota; Leotiomycetes; Helotiales; Sclerotiniaceae.
AUGCCAUCAGGAAAGAAAGAUCAUGAUUUGAUUUCAAUGGCGCUUCCCAAACCCGCUGAACCUCUACAAGAAUAUCAUGUCGAGCUCAGUUCCCAAAUCUCUGCAGGUUACAAACCACGAAAAGAAGUCUAUAAUUGUUGUUCUACCUACCGAGAUCAUUGCAAACGUCAUGGACAUCUUGGUCCCACAUUUGGCGUAGUGUUUGGCCUUACUUGUCAUGAUGUAUUUGAUGAGUACAAGCGUCAGUACCCGAAUUCAGAUGCCCUACUUCUGGAAACCCGUCUAUGGGAUCAAGACUCAGAGGAAGACGUUCAGCACCCACUAUUUCGACCAUCCGCUCGACUUCAUGAACUACUUGGUGAAUGGAUGGCAAGAGGCGAUACCACAAAAUACUUCUACUUUCGAGAUCAAGCUCUCGGAUCAUCCGACCUCUUGAUGUACUGCGCCACACCAGGAUGCGACGUUGGCAAGUUUCUGCCCCGUGACAUUUAUGGCGAGGAAGCUGAUCCUUCUGGCCAUGCUUUAAGACAGUUGCUUCUGGCAUGGUGCGCCUACGUUGAAAUUCAGAGAGGAUGGCUACAGUUUCGUGGAGAUGAUGAGUCUCCACACUAUCCUUCUCCGUUUAACAUGGGUGGAAAAGCAUGGUUUGAUGAGAUGUGUAGAAUUAUGAAUGUAUACAAGAACAGAGAACCAGAACACAUAUUCUUAUACAUCAUCAGAAUAGCUAUCGGUGUAGCUAAUAAGAAGUAUGGCCAAGAUUCUUCAGUCAUUGAAGCGAGAAGAAAGCAGUUGCGGAAACAGUAG